This is a messenger RNA of Medioppia subpectinata, 2898 nucleotides long. NCBI's taxonomy places the organism in Eukaryota, Metazoa, Arthropoda, Arachnida, Sarcoptiformes, Oppiidae. The record is from the annotation of a GenBank genome assembly.
AUGUCAUUACUACCCGCUGUUAUGUUCACCAUAUUUCAAAACCAAUAUAACCACAUCGCAUACCUACAGACAACUCACGAAACAGAGUACGAUUACGUGAUCGUCGGUGCGGGAAGUGCGGGCUCAGUGAUGGCCGCUCGGCUUUCUGAAGACCCAAAUGUGACAGUUCUAUUGCUGGAGGCCGGGGGUCCGGAAACUACCCUUUCAGACAUCCCAAUAAAUUGGAUUAACCUAUUGAAUGGACCGAUGGACUGGUCAUUUCGCACAUUACCCCAGACUCGUGCCUAUCAGGGUAUGACAGGUGAGCAGGGUGUGUGGCGAGGGGGCAAAGCUAUGGGUGGGUCGUCAACCAUAAACGCCAUGACUUAUAUUCGAGGCAACCCCAGGGACUACGAUCUGUGGGCGGCGGCCGGUGCGUUGGGCUGGUCGUGGCCCGAAGUGUUUCCCUAUUUUAUCAAGUCCGAAGACAAUCGGGACCCCGAAAUGGUGGCCAGCGGGUAUCAUGGUAGGGGCGGUCCUCUAACGGUGACAACUCCGCCAAUGAUACACCAGGCCUUUCUUAGCGCCGGUGCCGCACUAGGAUACCCACCCGGUGACCCGAACGGCCCACAACAGUCCCGGUUUGCUUUACCACAAACAACUAUUAGAGAUGGCCAACGAUUGUCCGCAGCCAAGGCCUAUCUCGAGCCUCUGGCGGGCCGUAAGAAUUUACACGUGCUGACUAAAUCAUAUGUGACCAGGGUGUUGUUUGAUGGUGAUAAACGCGCAGUGGGUGUGGAGUUUGAUCGCAUGUCUCAUAAUUAUACAACGAAGGCCAGGAAGGAAGUGAUUGUGUCAGCCGGUGCUGUCAAUUCGCCAAAAAUACUCAUGUUAUCAGGUGAUAAUGAGCAUAAUCACCUGAAAUCGCUGGGAAUACCAGUACUGUCGGACCGCCCGGUGGGCGACAAUUUCCAGGACCACUACAGCACACGUAUGCCGUUUACGGUGAACGAGUCAAUUGGCAUAUAUAUGCUCCGGGAAGCCACACCCGGUCACAUACUCGAGUAUUUUGCCAACAAAAAUAAUUCACUAACAACCAACUAUAUUGUAGCUACAGCGUUUUUAUCUACAAAACAUGCGCUGCCCGGUGAUGAUUACCCCGAUGUACAGAUUAAUAUGUUCCCAGUAUACAAGCCAUACGUCGGUCGGCACACAUUUACAGUCGCGCCCAACGUAUUGCGCCCUCGAAGUCGGGGUUGGAUACGACUGGCCUCCCGGGACCCCCACAGUCCACCUUUAAUCGAGCCCAACAUAUUCGCCGACCCACACGAUCUGGACGUAUUGGUAGAGGGCAUGAAACUAGCUCUAAAAGUAGCUAGCUCACCCACACUACAGCGUUACCAUGUCCAACCAUUUACUACCGUAUUUCCCGGUUGCGAACACACCCUCCCCCUCUACUCGGAUCAGUACCUAAGAUGUAUGGCCAGUAUGUAUACGACAGCGGACUUGCACCCGGCGGGCACGUGCCGUAUGGGUUUGCCCAGUGAUCCACGAGCUGUCACAGACUCGACCGGUCGGGUGUUGGGAGUUAAGGGGCUGAGGGUUGUCGACGCGUCUAUUAUGCCGUCCGUAGUGUCGGGCAAUACAAACGCGCCAACGAUUAUGAUGGCCGAGAAGUGUGCCGACCAUAUCCGGGGCCGCAGAUUAAAGCCCUUUAGACCUCCAAUGACACCCGAUAUGAUCCUGAGGUUACCUGAUUUGCCCUACGAGGACUGGGAUGCAAGUUUUGGUUUUUUGUUCCUCUCACUGCCGCCCCUCCACGAGAACUCCUUGAGUGGUGAGUCAGUCGAGCCGAGCCAGUCGUCGGUUGUGCCGCAACCGGACUGCAGGUAUCGCAGGAAAAAGUUCAGCAUAAAGGAAGUGGGGCUCAACCUGUUUCAGGCGUAUUGUAUUGUAUAUUUGGUGAGAUAUUUCAACAAUGACCCCAACACUAGCCAGUGGUGGGCGCAGUGGGCAGCCGUGGGUAUUGUGUUGGCAGCCAUUGGAAUCAUGUUUAUUGUAAAUUUGAAUCAAUUUUAUAAAAUUCAAGUGGGUGUCAGGAUCCGGACCGCCUGUUGCGCUCUUAUCUACCGCAAGUUUGCAGUAAUUUCGCGAACAUUGUUUACGGCGCCACUGCAGGCGGCGAUUGUGUUAUACCUGUUGUGGCCAUACCUUCGGUGGGCGUGUUUUGCCGGUAUGACAGUAAUGGUGCUGUUUAUACCAUUUCAGGCACUGAUGUGUCGUUUGUUUAGUAAUAUACGCCAAAAGACGGCCAAAUUAACGGACAGUCGAAUCCGUUUAAUGCGAGAGAUUAUUACAGGAAUGCGUGUCAUAAAGAUGUACGCCUGGGAACAGCCCUUCGCACUAUUGGUCGCAACCGCUCGCAAGAUGUUGUCGGCGGAGACAGCCUUCGCCAUUAUUGCUUACUUUGAUGCCAUGCGUAUUACUAUUGGGACGAAUGCACCCCGGGCCGUUGCUGCUCUGGGUGAAAUAAUUCCAGUAAUCAAACGUAUGCAGGAUUUUCUAUUACUUGAAGAGAUGAGUGGUUUAGAUGAGAGGGAAGGGAAAGACAACGAGGCGUUCAUUUCGGGGGAAAAUGAAAUAAUUCUCGGAGUAAUGGAAAACACUUCGAGUAAUGAAGAAAAAGGCGUUUUUAUGGACAAAAUGAGCGUUCGUUGGAAUAAUGAGACGACUGAACCCACGCUUCGGGACAUUAGUUUGAGUGUAAAACCCGGACAACUGUUGGGUGUCGUCGGAGCCGUUGGCAGUGGAAAGAGCUCAUUAUUAAUGGCAAUUCUGAACGAGAUAUCGCUAGUGUCGGGUCGAGUGGUAGUGAGGGGUCGGGUGUCGUACGCGCCGCAGGAGUCGUGGGCUUUCAUA